Molecule: messenger RNA, 1502 nt
Organism: Aspergillus pseudonomiae
Lineage: Eukaryota; Fungi; Ascomycota; Eurotiomycetes; Eurotiales; Aspergillaceae
Product: tRNA splicing endonuclease subunit SEN34
Exons: 2
Coding region: 163-1101 (312 amino acids)
Biological process (GO): tRNA splicing, via endonucleolytic cleavage and ligation; tRNA-type intron splice site recognition and cleavage
Cellular component (GO): tRNA-intron endonuclease complex
Molecular function (GO): tRNA-intron lyase activity; nucleic acid binding
Source: RefSeq, a predicted model, not a curated record
CCCACCAAAAUUUACAUUCUUCUUCCUCAUCACUUAGACACAACCGCAAUUGACAUAGCUCUGGUUUUGCUGGCCAAAUUCCAGAGCAUCUCUUCAUCUUGUUAUGUACUCUUGUAUUUGAUGCAGUGCAACUGAUAAACUGGAACAUCUCACAUAAACAAAAUGACUACGGAGCCCACCCUCCCCAUCCCGAUCUCGUAUAUCGCGGGUAACUACUAUCUUUUCUCUAUUGAUGCCGUUACGUAUUUGAGACGAGAGCAUCACAUCUGUGGUGUCCUGAUAGGCACUCUGCCGCAAAUCCCACAACAAAAUGUCUUCCUGGGAUUGCCGCUGGAGCUGAUGCCGGAGGAGGCGAGGCUGCUGGUGGAGAAAGGUGUAGCUUGCAUUGUAGACGAGGUAAAAGUUCAGAACCAAGGCAUGAAAGCCCUGAUGGAGGAGGAUCGCAAGAAGUAUCUCCGUGAGCUAGAAUCCCAAGGCCUUCAAGCUAUGCGGCUGCAAGCCAGCCGGAAGGAGCAACAGAGAGAGAAAUCAUUAAAGAAAUUAGAAGAAAAGAAAGCAAAAGCUGCCAAAUCAAAGAAAUCCGAGGAUCCUGAACCCGCUCCUGCUGUCGCUGAUGGGCCUAAGGAUGACCCAUUGGUAGACCUCUUCGCAGACAGUCAACCGUCAAGCCAUAGUCAAACUACUUCUCGACGUACCUCCACUACUGUCGCCCCCGAGAAUGCACUGGGCAUCACGCCAGCAACGGCUCGUCCGCCUCUCCCAGCUGAGCCCUCUGCCGAGCAGCUGCUGCCAAUACCUCAGGCUCCCUCGUCUUAUCCUUUGUUUGCUCAUCUCCAUGCCGAGGGUUAUUUCCUGUCCCCGGGCCUUCGAUUUGGCUGCCAAUAUCUUGCCUAUCCGGGCGAUCCCUUACGAUUCCACUCUCAUUUCUUGGUUGUCUCUGCCGAAUGGGACGAAGAGCUCGAUUUGAUGGACAUUAUCGCCGGAGGUCGACUGGGCACGGGUGUGAAGAAGGCAUUUAUGAUUGGAGGUGCUGAGAAGAAGGAGGACACUGCCGGUGAAGAGAAUGUGAGAACUUUCAGCAUUGAGUGGGCAGGAAUGUGAGACUAUUGUCCUGGAUUGCCAGACUUUGACGGACCGGUCUCACGCCGCACAUCGGCGAUGUAGACAUAUCGUUCAGCAGAUAGGCUGUAUGGAACAUGUGCACAGCCCUCGACGCUUCCUGGAUGGAAGAUAUCCGAUCAACGGAACGCCACUGUUGAUGCUUGAUAUACAUAGCCCACGAGUACUAUGGAUGUCGGUGAACAUCCGCACUGGCGACCAAUUAAGCAUACCUGUGCUUGACUGAGGUUAGUGGCAUAUGCUAACGGCUCGGUCUAGCCAUGGGACCUGUGGCAGGUCUUUGACGGUGCGACUUUAAAUCAAGUCAAAUGUCGAGUCUCUAUGGUUGUCAUAAGAGACACGAUUAUCACAUUGAAGCUCUAUCAUCUUAUAUGCAACUAGAG